This is a messenger RNA of Varroa destructor (honeybee mite), 2376 nucleotides long. It is a transcript of the gene spn-A, whose product is annotated as RAD51 recombinase homolog spn-A. Lineage: Eukaryota; Metazoa; Arthropoda; Arachnida; Mesostigmata; Varroidae. The record is from RefSeq and is a predicted model, not a curated record. Gene Ontology annotation, molecular function: ATP-dependent DNA damage sensor activity; ATP hydrolysis activity; DNA strand exchange activity. Gene Ontology annotation, biological process: mitotic recombination-dependent replication fork processing; double-strand break repair via homologous recombination; mitotic recombination. Gene Ontology annotation, cellular component: condensed nuclear chromosome.
UACUUAUUCUUUGUCAGUAGAAAUUUUAUUGUAUAUGCUCCCUUAGACACUUGCGUACCGACUCGGAUGAUUUCAUUUAUCGUCAGCCCGGUGACUAAAGGCCUCCCAGUGAGAUGUUCAUAUGAAAGGCUAAAAAACGUUCUCUUUGAGCGCGCCAAAACAUGCCCGCUAAUCGAAUUUAAGUGAAAUUCGAUGGUGUUGGAUGCCUUCCUGAGGUUCUGUAUUAUUCUUAAUGUUCUUAUAGAUUUAUUUGGUGUAAUCAGUGUGCUCACGAUGUCUACGGUGGCAGAUCGUCGUCGCCAGAAAGAAAAAGACACACCCAGCUCCACACUGCAACGUGAUGAAGUUUCCGCCGUCGAAGAAGACGACGAAGUCUUGAAACUUCAACAACUCGAAGGCAAUGGCAUAACAGCAGGCGAUUUGCAAAAGCUGCGCGAUGCCGGACUCCACACGGUGUCGGCAGUAGCAUUCGCCGCGAAGAAAAUGCUUCUGGCAAUUAAGGGUAUCAGUGAGGCCAAAGCAGAUAAACUCAUGAUUGAGGCCGCAAAGAUGGUCCCAAUGGGCUUUACAUCGGCUACAGAAAUUCAUCGACAACGCGCUGAGAUAAUCUAUAUAACAACAGGUAGUAGUGAAUUGGAUAAGCUUCUUGGUGGCGGCAUCGAAACGGGAAGCGUGACCGAGCUUUUUGGCGAAUUUCGUACAGGCAAAACACAGUUGUGCCACCAGUUGGCGGUGACCUGCCAGCUGCCGAUUGAUUCUAAUGGAGCCGAAGGGAAGGCUCUGUAUAUUUACACAGAGGGCGAGUUCCGUCCUGAACGGUUGCUUGCUGUCGCCGAACGAUACGGACUUGAGUGUGAUAAGGUGCUGGAGCAUGUGUCUUGUGCGAAGGCGCAUAACACGGAUCAUCAGACUCAACUGUUAUUGCAGGCUGGUGCGCUGAUGUCCGAAAGCAGGUAUGCGCUUCUAAUUGUGGAUAGUGCAAUGGCGCUAUAUCGAACCGAAUAUUGUGGCCGAAGUGAGUUAAGUGCUCGUCAGACGCAUUUAGCCAAAUUCUUAAGAAUACUUGGCAGGUUGGCGGAUGAGUAUGGCGUUGCUGUAGUGAUUACGAAUCAGGUGAUGGCACAGGUUGAUGGAGCCAGCCUUUUUCAGGAUCCUCGGCGUCCAGUAGGCGGCAAUAUAAUGGCUCAUGCUUCCACGACACGGCUCUAUCUGAAGAAAGGCCGGGGCGAAUCUCGGGUGUGUAAGAUUUACGACAGUCCUUGCUUGCCAGAAAGUGAGGCAACGUUUGCUAUUACCGCACGGGGUAUUGAAAACUCUAGGGAAGACUGAAGGUCCAAAUCAGACAAUUAGAGGCAAAAAACAAUGACAAUAUUUACUGUGUAAGCGAAGAGUUUUAAUCAAUAGUUAAAAUAAUCAACUACUACACCAUACAUGGCUAAGUGAUAAUGAUCAGAUUUUUAAUGUCUUAGUGAAUUAUUUAAUCGAACAAGCGUCGCAGGCGGAUUACAAAGGUAUACGUGGUUUGUUUGUUCCUAUAUUCAAUGCGGUAUCUAUGAUUGUAGGAUAGGUAAAAUCCUCAAAAAAAUAAUACAGUAUAUUUUUCAAGCUAUAGAAUAAUAUACAGUCAAUAGAACGAUUAUUUGUGUCACAUAUAAUUUUUCUAUUUCCUUAUCCAAGAUGAAAAUACAAUGCGCUGAUAACUGACGAGUCACUUUUUGAAAUGAUAGAUAAUUUUAUGAAAAUAUUACACAGUUUGUGUAAAUGUCAUGUUUGUAAAAAUGUUACGAAACUUGAUAAAUUUGUAUUAUUUAAAAUGUGACACGUAAUGGCUUACUCAGAACUGGCCGCAAGAAAUGGAAAAAACAAGAGUUAGAGUAUUUUAGUUCUACAGUUUUUAAUGAGUAAUUUUAUUGAUAAACGUUCGCAUGAAAUGCUGCAUCUGUACCUGAAAACACCUAAAUAUGUGUGGUUCGGUAAAAAAAAUAGUUAUGGUGUAAGGCAUACAAAACACUGGAGCCCACAGGGAUUUCAUGAGGUAUUAAGUAAAAAAGCAUGGGGGUAAAAGUUCUGGGUAGAGUCAGGAAAGAUAUCCAAUGGAGUUCACCGUAGAAGCUGAGACAAAGUACGAUUGUGAUGCACGGAUUCGUAAGAAAAAAACGAAGCUUAUAAAUCCGAGAAAUAUCCAGUUGCCUAUAGAGAGAAUGGUAUGAACACAAAAACAACAUGUUUCACAAUACGACACAUAUAUCUGGAGUUUCUACUAAUCUGAUAACUAGGGCUCACAUGUAGAAGUUAGAUUGUAGACUUAUUUUAUGGAUUAAGUGAUAUGCGCGUUAAUUUUCGUUUCUAGCUACUACUUAUAAUUAUUUAUUUCAA